UUCAACCGAAAGAGUAUUAGAUGAAUGAUGAGCAAGAAAAAUAUUAUUAACUUCUAAUUAAAAAAUAUUUAUGUAAGUGAUGAAUAUCCACGUAGUUCGAAGUAUAAGUUAAAAGUCGGUUUUAGUGUGAAUUGAUUUUCAAAUAAUAUGCUAAAAUUAAACAAAUUCAACCUCUUUUUUUGGGACAAUUUAAAAUUGCUUAUUUUUGUUGAAAAGAGGACAUAGAAAAAGUAGCAACUUUAAUCUUUCAUUUUAUAAAGCACUUUUUUUUUUGUUUUGUUCUAUUGAUACUUAUUGUUUUAAACCUAGAUUGAAAGCAAUAAUAAUUUGAAUUAUUUGAAUACUGGGGAAAAACCCAAAAGGAUAAUUCGUCUAAAUAUAAGAGUCAAAGCUUUAUGAAUUUCUAAUUAGUAUUUUUUAAAUGUUAUAUGCAACUCAAAAUCGGGAACUAGAAAUACAUUUUUUAAAAAAUAAAUUAGGAUAAAUUAUUUUCAGUUCGAGGUUUUUCUUCUUCUCAAAACCAUUAAAAACCUGAGACAUUUGUUCUGUUAGAAAGUUUUUAAUUUCUCAUAUUGCUAAAAAUUACAUCUUUAAAUCUUAAACGAUGAAUUCAUUUCCUAGAUCAAUAAUCUUGUUGAUUUUUUCUGCUAAUUUUUGCUUAAUUUCCAUGUGGGGUGAUCCUACUCUAUAUUAUUUCUGGUUCGAAAACAAACUUCACGAUAGCUGGAUUUUAGAAAGCCUUAAUGAUACUUACAUGAUUUAUUGCCUGCAAAAAUGUAGAAGGAAUUCAAACUGUACCGGAAUGGCUCUAAGUUCUCUCCAAGAAGAUGCCGACGAUCACACAAGAACGUGUCAUCUCUUAUGGAAAAUUGAUGAAUCGGAUUGUAUCGACAAUGAAGAAUGUAACAUAGAAGGCUACCAAAUUUAUCACGAAACAAAACCAGUUGUAACGACAACUACUGAGGCUGCUACAUCUACUACUCAAGAAUCUUCAACUACUGUAGCACCAACUACAACUACGCUUAAACCAACUACUACUACAACUACUGAGCCAACAACAACAACAACUACUACAAAAGCGACAACUACAACUACAGAACCAACUACUACUACUACAACAACUGAAGAACCUACCACUACAACCACUACAGUGCCGCCUACUACUACUACUACAACUGAAGAACCUACCACGACAACCACUACAGAGCCGCCUACUACUACUACUACAACUGAAGAACCUACCACUACAACCACUACGGAACCUCCUACUACCACUACUACAACUACAGAACCAACGACUACUACAACGACAGAGCCGAUUACCACUACAACUUCAGAAACAACAACUACUACAACUGCCGAGCCUACAACAACUCCAACAACUGCUGAGCCAACAACGACAACAACAACCGCUGAGCCUACAACGACGACUACAACUGCUGUGCCUACAACUACGACUACAACUGAAGAACCAACAACUACAACUACAGAAGCAAUGACAACAACGACCGAAGGACCCUCUGAUCCUCACCGUUAUAAUAAAGAAUGCAGUGCACCGCCUGCGAAUAUUGUUUGCAAGCAGCCAGUGGAUCAGCAGUUUGUGUUUGGUUUAGAAUCGUAAGUACGCUUUUU
Molecule: messenger RNA, 1632 nt
Organism: Stegodyphus dumicola
Lineage: Eukaryota; Metazoa; Arthropoda; Arachnida; Araneae; Eresidae
Source: RefSeq, a predicted model, not a curated record